This is a messenger RNA of Perca fluviatilis (European perch), 8815 nucleotides long. It is a transcript of the gene arhgef9a, whose product is annotated as Cdc42 guanine nucleotide exchange factor (GEF) 9a. The transcript is spliced from 15 exons. Gene Ontology annotation, molecular function: guanyl-nucleotide exchange factor activity; protein binding. The record is from RefSeq and is a predicted model, not a curated record. Bases 425 to 4243 code for a protein of 1272 amino acids. NCBI's taxonomy places the organism in Eukaryota, Metazoa, Chordata, Actinopteri, Perciformes, Percidae.
UUUAUCACAAAUCAGAGUGUCGGCGUCUGCAGGAGCUUACAGGGCAAGAGUUCACCGGUCUGUCGCUAACUCGGGGACUUUCUCUCAGUUUGGUGAUAGCUGACGAAGUUUAGAGGCAAAAAGAAAACACAUGAGAGUUCUACGGAGGAGUCGCUGUCCGCAAAAUAACUUCAUGGAGAGAAGUUUAGCCCGUGAAGUAGCCUGCACUGGAUACGUUCAGCCCGGGGUGAAAGACGGUGAUUUUAUUGACUUUACGGACAGCAACGACGAUGCCCAUUUAAAACGGGGGAAGUUUUCUGGGGGUGUUUGAGAGAGAGAGAGAGAGACAGAGACAGAGAGAGACAGAGAGAGAGAGAGAGAGAGAGAGAGGCCAGAGACAUGAUGUCCAUUGGAGCUGAUAGCUGACACUGUAGAAUGAGAGAGGAUGGAACAGACUGACAACCCUGCCCUUGUGAGCACCAACCCUAAUGGGUUUGUCAACCGAGUGUUUAAUGUUUCUCUGGAUGUGGAGAAUGAGACCAGCAGUGUUUAUAUCCAGGAGGCUGGACCAGGGCUUGCAGAGGGGGAAGGAGAGACUCAGGCUGCCUCUUCUCAGACCCCUGUCAAAGACAGACAGGAGGUCAUCCGGAGGCCCCGUGUCACAGGGGGUAUCUGGAAGAUCUUGAACCGAAAGAGAGCUGUCUCAGAACUGGAGCGCAGACCCCACUCCAUGAUCCUGCCCGGGGAGGCUUCCAUCCCUAAACUCUCGUUUGCUGACAAAGUUCGCUCCUUCAAAAAGCUUAAGCCCCCCUCUGUGUUUAGAGGUAAGACAGGUAAAUUGUCUACUGCCAAGUUUAGCAACUCCUUGGUGGAUGACGAAUCCUUCUGCCGGGACAUUGGCACUCCUCAGCAGUCCAGCAGAAGCACACUCAGACAACGUGGCAAGAGGCAUUCCUAUGCUGGCUACACAGGAGACUUUGACUGCUCGUUCGAAGACAUCGACCUCACAGCUCCUAUAGACGGCCACCAGCCCACUGUAACGGGAGAGCCUGUGGCUCAGAAUGGCUGUAAACCAUCAGAAAGAGUUUGCUAUACUAAAAGAAGCCACAACAACUCAACCAACUGUAACAAAACAGCUGCAGGCUGUGAAGAGCCUAGCAUUAAAGGUAGCCCGAGCACCCACCAGGCUAGGGGAAGGAGGCACAAAGAUGUGUGGAGUUACCUGAGGAGGAUUUCCCUUUUGGGGAAGGCCAACCCUGUCUACUCAGAGAGGAGCUUUGACUCAGAGCUUCCCUCUUGGGACAAGACCAUGGACUCAGACUAUGGUUCUGUAGACUUUGAGAGUGUCAGAGACUUUCAACCACCGCCCCCAAAACACUCUGACCCAAAGGGGCACUUUGGUGGUCUGUUCAAGUUUUUCAACAGUGUAGCAGAAACGGCCAGGAAAUGGCGGACAACAUCGCACUCCUUCUCUCCUCCGGAGGGAGAGAGGACACCGACGAGCUCCCCACAGGUGACCAAGGCCACAGUGGACAACAUUCACAGUGUGUCCCUGACACUUCACAGUGAAGAACACCAACAAUCCCAGCCUAUUCCAUCAUCACCAGUAACCGCUAAAUCCUCACACUCCAGUAGCUUUGACAGCGAGGCUCCAGCACCUGUGACAGGUGGACGAUCCCCUCAGGUGGUCCUGAAAGCCUUUAGGCCAUGCCCAGGAUCUCAAGCUGUCAAUGGCCUUCAGAGUUAUGAGGGCACAGACAAACAUGUAGACAGAGAGACAAACCACAGGUCUACAGCCAUAGCGGAGAAUCACAUCUAUCAGUCAGGGCCAACCACGGGGACUAAAAAAGAAGCAGAGUUUGAAAGGGAUCCAUUAAACUGUCUGUGUCAAGAGGAAAAGGUAGAGGGACAGACAGGAAAUGAGCAGGAUUCCAGGGAUGCUCCACCUGACUCCCACCACAUACAGGAAGUGAAUGUCCAAUCACAACAAGGUGAUAAAGAGAGCACAACCAAUAGGGUACCAGCAUCAGAUUCCACAGAGGAAAUAUUUAAGCUGUGUGAGCAGAUUGCCAGCCAGGCAGGCUGCGGUGGAAGGCAGCUGUGCCCAGCCAUGCCCCACUCAAGCACAGAGAAGACCUCUGUACCUCACAAGCCCCUGCGUCGCCCUCGUCCUCGCCCGGCCUCAGCUGUAUUGGACCUGCGGAGGCCCAACCUAGACCGAGAUCUCUACGACCAUUAUAGUGAGGUUGGCUCACUAUGCCGGCGGAGACGCAGGCCUGCGCCCACCAUGCAACACUCUCCAGGGCAAAGACGGAUGGCUGCUCGCUCCAGGCCUUGCUCUGUUAUAGAGACCAGUGUUACUAGGGAGAUGCAGUCCACGGAGCUGCACCACAGAGCCUUGUCUCGCCCUCCGGGUGUGUCACCGUUAGAGCCCCCGCUAAGGGCAUCUCUCCAGCGGUGUCGCUCCCUGCCGCUCCCCCCCAGCACUCUCACUGCCUUGGCGCUGCUUCUGCCUCAGUCAGUCAUGGGUCAGUCGUCAUCGUCGGUGCGUCUGCGGUCUGGAGGCUCCAGUAGCUGCAGGAGGAGGAGACUGUUAAGACCUGGUUCAGAACCGCUGCAGGUCAACAUUUUGAUAAGUGGAGGUUCAAUCGUCAACGCUGAGGCGGUAUGGGACCAUGUGACCAUGGCGGACCGGGAGUUGGCGUUUAAGGCCGGUGACGUCAUCAAGGUGCUGGACGCCUCCAACAAGGACUGGUGGUGGGGCCAGAUUGAUGAGGAGGAAGGAUGGUUUCCUGCCAGCUUUGUACGGGUGGAACCCCACCCUCCUCAGCCCCAAACAAAACAGGUUUUCUAUAUCAACCCCAUAGCAACUCCACGGUUCCAAAACACCACGUCAAAGCUGUGGGUGAACCAGGAGGAUGGGGGAGCGGAGCCAGCCGAGGGGACCAGCGAGGUGCAGAACGGGCACCUGGACCCGACCAAUGACUGCCUGUGUCUGGGCUCGCCCCUCCAGAACCGAGACCAGAUGAGAGCCAACGUCAUCAAUGAGAUCAUGAGCACAGAGAGACACUACAUCAAACACCUCAAGGACAUCUGUGAGGGCUACCUGCGCCAGUGCAGGAAGCGUGUGGACAUGUUCAACGAUGACCAGCUGAAAGUCAUCUUUGGGAACAUCGAGGACAUCUACCGCUUCCAAAUGGGCUUUGUUAGAGACUUGGAGAAACAGUACAACACAGAGGACCCCCAUCUCUCUGAAAUCGGACCAUGCUUUCUCGAACAUCAAGAUGGUUUUUGGAUAUAUUCAGAAUACUGUAACAACCACUUGGAUGCCUGUAUGGAGCUGAGCAAACUGAUGAGGGAUGGCAGGUACCAGCACUUCUUCGAGGCCUGUCGCCUCCUCCAGCAAAUGAUUGACAUUGCCAUAGACGGCUUCCUGCUCACCCCUGUCCAGAAAAUCUGCAAAUAUCCACUCCAGUUGGCUGAGCUUCUUAAAUACACUGCGCAGGAGCACAGUGAUUAUCGAUACGUGGCAGCAGCACUGGCAGUAAUGAGGAACGUCACUCAGCAGAUCAAUGAGAGGAAGAGGAGACUGGAGAACAUCGACAAGAUCGCCCAAUGGCAAGCUUCUGUUCUGGACUGGGAGGGGGACGAUAUCCUGGACAGGAGCUCGGAGCUCAUCUACACUGGGGAGUUGUCAUGGAUCUAUCAGCCGUAUGGACGUAGCCAGCAGCGAGUCUUCUUCCUCUUUGAUCACCAGCUGGUCCUCUGUAAGAAGGAUCUGAUACGCCGGGACAUCCUGUACUAUAAGGGCCGCAUCGACAUGGAUCGCUACGACGUGCGGGACGCCAUAGACGGCCGUGACGACGACUUCAACGUCAGCGUGAAGAACGCCUUCAAAUUGUGCAACAAAGACAGCGAGGAGCUCCACAUCUUUCUGGCCAAGAAGCCAGAGGAGAAGAUCCGCUGGCUCAGGGCCUUCCACGAGGAGAGAAAGAUGGUGCAGGAGGAUGAGAAAAUCGGUUUUGAGAUCUCUGAGUACCAGAAGCGGCAGGCGGCCAUGACAGUGAGAAAGGUGACCAAACAGAAAGGUGUAAACAGGUGCACGCCCCCCUCAUACCCGCCCCCCCAGGACCCCCUCAGUGCGGGGCAGUAUGAGGUAACGGAGGACAUGGCACAAGGAGAGGUUUUUGAAUUCAGUCAAUCCAAAAGAGGCCAGGCUCCUUUCUGGCAGAAUUUUAGUAGAUUAGCUCCAUUUAAGAAAUAGAGAUACACAGACUCUUCUGAAGGACCAGCUAUUUUUGUUAGAAGCACCAAACACUGGAUGAUCAUGUCCCAUGAUGAAGAAAAAUACGAAAAACAAACAAACACACACACACACACACACACACACACACACACACACAAGGGACUUUUGAAAAUUAAGGACCAUUGUUAAUAUAGAGGUUGAUUGGAAGCAGCAAGAGGACUGAAGACUUGGAUUUAAAACAUUGAGGACAAAUUACAACUUUACAAUUCAUAUAUGUCAGUAACGUUCUGAGUUAUCAUGCUUCUCCAGCCGAGUCAACAGUCAUGAACUCUUUCCCUCGGAUUCUGCAUCUUCACGCCACCUGAAUGUCCUGCAGUUCUUUAGAUUGUUAUAUUAAUUCAUUUUGAAUCCAUCAUCUGGAGAGAAACACAUGGAUAAACCAGAGCAUUGCUAGUCGUAUGAUUGUGUCCAACAAAGCUGAGAUCUUGCUGUGCUGCUAUGUGAGAUUGAAUAAUGACGGGCCUCAGCUACCGGCUGUGGCGUGUGAAGGGCCUGUGAAGCUCGAGCGUCAGCAUGGUCUCCGAGUUCGAUCCAUUCUGACCCAGCCGGGCCACCUCUAGCGCUACUGAUGUCUGCGUCUGGAUCUCCUCCUCACUCCCAACGCUCCGUGUUGCUCUUGCUAGCUGUUCGCAUUAGAGUAGCCCUCUCUUCUUCACCGAGUCUGACGCUCACAGUGUUUCCCUCACUCGCUGCAUCCCUCUCGUGUCCUCUCUAUCUCUCUACCCACCUGCUCAGCCUCGGUGAGUCAGUGGCUCUCAGAGGAACAGCUUCAUUCUCUUGGAAAGCUGCCAUUGGCCAUGAUAUGACGGGUCAGGGAACAAAUCAAUAGUCGGAACAUCAAUAGAAUAUUUACAUCCUUUCACCAACCACUUUUGACAGGGUAUUCAUAACCGAUCACACCGAGGGGCUGUGGUGUUUACGUUUGGCGAGAGAGAGCUUGCCGCUCAGAUGAAACAGCUGGGAGCAGGAGAUAGGCAGGCUACGGUCCACCUGCCUUGUGUCAGAGCCCCUCCCCCACUCUCCCCAGAGACCACCCCUGUAGCACUGUGCUGGCAGCUCACUGGGCGUUUGGAAAGAGAACAGCCUACCUCCAAGGAAAUCCACUGAGAGUUAAAAGUGGAGUUGAAGAGGUCUAAAAUAAGAUCUUUUUUUCACGUCAGCUGUCAGAAGAAAGACUCCUUCAGUUAGCUUAAGUAUUUUGUAUUGCUCACAUUGUGUAAAAAAAAGAAAAAGAAAAGAAAAAAAACACAGCACAUAUUCAGUCUAAGGAGUACUUUCAUUUGGGUAGGAGUGACGCAAACAUUGCCACAGUGUGAGAAAUUAGAACGAACCCUUAACCAGCAGAAGAAAUGGUUGCAAAAAAAAUGGCAGAAAUUCUAAACGGACAGGACAACCAUAGCAGUCGGUCGUGAGUCUGAAAGAACGUACGCUGCAGAAGUGUGAGCCGAUACCACAGAGAGGCAGAGAGGUGAAUUUAAUCUGUAGCAUCCAGGUGUCCUCUGACAGAUCCACACGUCUCUAAAGACCGUGUUCCUCUCCGUUGUUUUCCCAGAUCUGAUCCGUGUUCUGGCAGUUAGCUCGGCACUGUUAAGUGAUUUACAGAGAGCUGGUGCCUGAUCACAUUGAUUUGUUUAAUCAACAAUGUCUCUGAAGCUGCUGUGGGCGAUCCUGCCACAUGAUACUACAACAGAGGUGUUAGGAAAGAUAAGAUCUACCGAGGAAAAAACUACAGAUUUACACACAUAAUGAAGGUAUAUUCUUUUCUACAGUUGGAAUGUAAGUGACAUGAGUCCUACACGGUCCUUUUCUGUAUGCUUUGUGACCUCAGAUACAGAAGUACAUUUUGUGUUGAAUUAUAUCACCUGAUGGACAGUACAUAUACAGUAUGACAACUUGUGCAAUGUGAUAAAUCAUUAUAUAUCUUCACUAUUCACUACGACGUGAUAUGAAAGAUUUAUAUAUCGUUCUAUGUCAUUUGUUUGCCUUCUUAUAGGCCUUAUAACCUAUUGGGGAGAGAAAAAAAGACCUUAGAAUUGCUUUGUAUGUUGUGUAAUUUAUGUUUUGUUUCAGUAAAGAAAGUUGAGAAAUGGGUGAGUUGGCUGCUGGUGUCUGUAGAGAUGGCUCCCAGUGAGAUUGUUUUGGAAGAUAAUUCCCUGGUCUGGCGCUGCAAAAAGAUAUGGUUCCCAGGCCAUGAUAACCUCAGGUCCCGUGCUACGCCCCCACCCCCCACCCCCUCCUCUCUCGCCCCCAUUCCUCUACUCUACGCCACCACCAACAUACAGACAUAAGCAUGCAGGCAAACACACAUACACCCCACACACACACACACACAUAAUCAUGCGCACUUGCUGGCCCGUUCUGCUGCGGAGAAGAGAGAUGCUAUCUAACAGUGCCUUCCAGCAUUCCACUAGUGAUUAUCUAUUCAGUUUCACAGGCAGAUUUGAAUUAGUCAUGUAUUUUCCCUUCAGUGUGGGACUUGCAUCUCUCUCUCUCUCUCUUUCUUUUUCUCUCUCUCUCUCUCUCUCUGUCGUUCUCUCAAACACACUGGGAAUUCCUCGUUCUCCAGUGCAUGAGAUCCACUUGGACAGAAACUUAGAGGCCAGGCCUUUUCCAUAUGAGUAGAUACUGUGCUGUCUGACUGAAAAACACCUUAUUAUAUUAUAUCACACGUACAUAGCCGUAAUUUUAUUGCACAAAAAUAAGUUAAUUCUAAUUUCAGACGUUUAGAAACUGCAUAGAAUUCCUUUAUUGUUAUCUAUUUAACAUGCUGAAAGGUGGUCUCAUUUGAAUUUAUAGUAGGAAACAGAUUUCCAUUAGUCAAGUUAUAGGUUUCACUUUUCAAAAUAUGUUAUUAACAGUGAGUUAUGAAUCAAAAGAAGAAUCAUCUAUUUUAUCUUUAUCAGCUACACUGUAAAUAAUGUAAAAAGAACAGAUCAUAUAUUUGGAUAUUGGUAUUUUGCGUUGGAGACGAAUGUUGUUCCAGUUCUAGCGUGCGGUAGACCUCAGUACCAGGUAAAUGCAUGCUCGUGGCAUCCAAUAUUUUGCAUGAGACUUUAGACAACUCUUAACAGAUUGUUUAGUUUCAUUUAACUUCCAAUGGGAUUUUUUCACACCACGGAACCAUUCAUUUGUGAACCCAUGCCAUCUCACUGCCGGGAGUUCUUUUCUCUGUCCACCUGUCUCCUGCUCACGACAUAUUACAGCUUGUAGCUUCUGUUUUUAUUUAUUAAGUAGAGGGGAACAUCUUUCAUCAUGCUGAAUCAAAGACUGAACUGUUGAUAGGUGAAAUGAAAGGCACUAAUGCUCUCUUUGCCCAGAUAUAUUGGGUAGUAUAAACUAUAAACUUGCUCUAAAUCUUUAUAACUUUCUUUUCUUUUGACUCCAACCUGCACUGUCACGAUCCAAACUGCUGUUUUUUUUUUUUUUGGAAUUCCAUUAACCGCUGAGGCAAAACGGGUAUCAUUUUCUAUGACAACAGUGAACCAAAUAGGAGUUAGCACUGAUAAUGGGUGUUUGUGUAUAAAUUUGUAGUCAAGCAGAAGAGCUGAAUAAAUGCGAAACCUCUCGGGAUGAGCUAAAAAUAAACAUAAUCCUGAAGAUGCACACACACACACACACACACACACACACACACACACACACACACACACACACACACACACACAGCAUUGCAAUUCAUUUAGUGCUCUUGUUUCUGAUUAAGACAUGAUUCUUUGAAGUACAAUGACAUCACAGUACAAAUUAAUUCCACACUUGUAUUUAUUGAAUGCAGUAUUAAAUAGUACCAGUUUGGCCACAUUGUUAAAAAGUAUGUAUAUAUUGUUUUUAUUUUUCUGAUAUAAUUAUAAUUCUGCCCUUGUACUGAGAGCUGAGAGGACAGCCUUCUGUGUGGAAGAUUGUUUUUUUUUCUUCUAUUUCAUAAAACCAAGACAGCCAAUUUAGCAGACUGUCAAUUGGAUGCAUCAGAAUUAUGUAAUUCCUUUGAGUCCAGGGCGUACGUGAGUCGCUAACCGCGUUCACUCACAUUUAGCAUAGCGACUAUCUUCAGUAGGAACUCCUUGCAGUUGGUUAUGCAGUUCUGUGUUGUUUCAAAAUAGUCCGGGUACAACAGAGUCUUCACUGAGCCAUAUAUUGAUGUGGUGUCCUAUGACAACAAGGGUAACAGAAGACUGACAUCCCACUUUUGGAAUCUAUCCAUUGUAUUAUACCAUCUAGUUUGAGGUCUGGAUUUUUGCCUAUCACAGAAAAUUGAAUUCACAGUAUCCAUAUCCUAUGUCACCAUAUGCAAACAUUUGUCAUUUUCUUUCUUGCUGGCCUUUGAGUUUGAUUAUUUGUUGUAGAAAUGAAAAACCUGAAAAAUAAUGCCUAUUCAAUCCAGAAACUGUGAAUGGGAGAGUGGAGAUGUCAACUGUAUGUACAUUAUAUGUUUUGAUGUAAUCAGAAGCACUGGGAAUAUGUUGUACUUCGCUGUAAAAAUAAAUCCAUAUCUGAUAUAGCUGUACUUUUGUUGAAAAUAAAACCUCUACAGAA